UCGACUAAAAAUUUUUCAAUAAAUCUGAGCCCUCAGUCGUCCUCAGACCCUCAUAAUAUCAGUGAUUUGAAAAUGUUUACAUAGAUAAAGUUAUUUAAAUAACAAUAAAAAUAAAAACAAAAAUAAUUUAAAAGUUAAUUUAAUAAUUACCAAUAUUUAAAUAUAAAUAAAAAAAAUGUAUUUUUAUUAUUUACCAACAACAAGCUAAGAAGGAAAUGAAUAACUUAUCGUAGCGAUAUGGUAACUAUGAGUUCAGAAAAAUCAGCCAGUCGGCGAAAAUCAACAGACAGUAAUGUUAGUGUUAAUGAGCAAAGGCAACAAAAUAAUGUCGAAGAUAAAAAUAAUAAAAUUGAAAAUGCGAAGACGAAAGAGGAAACGAAAAUAAAAAUCAAUGAUGGUAAACCAAAAGCUACUGCAACUUGUGCUGAAGAUAGUCCCAAUUAUCUCGUUUAUAAAAAGAUGGAAGCAAUAGUAGAAAAAAUGUUGGAUGAAACUGAUGGCGUACCUGUUAAAACUGUUAAAACUUUUAUGACUAAAAUACCUUCUGUUUUCACUGGGAUCGAUUUAAUUGCUUGGAUAAUUAAAAAUAUGGAAAUUGAUGAACAAGAAGCAUUAAGAAUGGCACAUCUAAUGGCCUCACAUGGCUAUUUAUUUCCUAUUGACGACCACUGCCUUACUGUAAAAAAUGACAACACAUUUUAUCGAUUUCAAACACCCUAUUUUUGGCCAUCCAAUUGUUGGGAACCUGAGAAUACUGACUACGCCGUAUAUUUAUGUAAACGUACAAUGCAAAACAAAACACGUUUAGAAUUGGCUGAUUAUGAAGCUGAAAAUUUAGCACGUUUACAAAAAAUGUUUUCACGAAAAUGGGAAUUUAUUUUUAUGCAAGCCGAAGCUCAAAGUAAAGUUGAUAAAAAACGGGAUAAGCUUGAGCGCAAAAUUUUGGACAGUCAAGAACGCGCUUUUUGGGAUGUACAUCGACCUAUGCCUGGAUGUGUCAAUACCACAGAAUUAGAUAUUAAAAAAGCGUGUCGAAGUCAUAAAACAAUGAAAGCAAGUAAACACUCGCAAAUUGGUGUUGCUGGUGGCAGAAUAUCACCGACGGAUACUAGAGAUCUUAUCAAUCCGUCAAUAGAAACGUUACAAAAGGAAAUUGACAUGUUGAAACAGAAAUUGGAUCGACGUAAUAUCAAAGUUUCUAAGGUUGCUGAAGCGCUCAUUGGAUAUUUUGAGCAAUACAUAGAAUACGAUCCAUUAUUUACUCAGCCGGAAUUCAACAAUCCCUGGAUUUCUGAUAGUCCAGAAUUAUGGGAGCAAGAUAAAUUAGCGAAAGACAUAUCAGCGAGACGUGUGAAACGUUGGGCAUUUAGUUUAAAAGAAUUACUUCAAGAUCCCUUAGGCCGUGAACAAUUUGUUAAAUUUCUUGACAAAGAAUUCAGCGGUGAAAAUUUAAAGUUUUGGGAAGCAGUACAAAAUUUAAAAACGCUACCACAGCGUGAUGUAGAAACGGGAGUAACUGAGAUAUGGAAUGAAUAUCUAGGUUCUGAUGCCAGUUGCCCUAUAAAUGUUGACUCACGUUCUUACGAAAUGACUAAAAAAAAUUUAGAAAAGUCUGAUCGUUGGUCAUUUGAUAUUGCUGCUGCUCAUGUAUAUCAUUUAAUGAAAAGUGACAGUUACUCACGAUAUCUACGUUCAGAAAUGUACAAAGACUAUUUAAACGGAUCAAAGAAAAAAAUCCUUCGAUUUGCUUUUAAAUUCUAGGCUUCUGUGAAAGGAAUCCGGAGUAUCGUUUCAUUUCCUGGACGUAAAGAACCAGCCACUGGACCCUAAAAAAAUCUGUAAAAAAAAUUUUCUAAACUUGAUACUGAUUUUUUUUUAAUUUUAAUAUUCAAAAUUUUUUGGAAUUGAAAAUUAAAAUCCAGCAAUAAUUUUUAUAAGUUUUUUUAUUAUUAUAAUUACUAAUUAAUUAAUCAAUUAAUUAAUUAUUUUUUUAUUAAUUAUACUUAAUAUUUAAUGUAUAUAUAUAAAACUAGGAAUUGAGCAAUUCUGUGUAUAGUUAACAGAUAAACAUAAAAAAAUAAUUAUAAUUAUUACUAUUAAGUAUAUUGUAAUUAAUUGUCUAAAAAUGCAUUAAAUCCGCGUUCAAUUAUUAUAUUUUUUAAAUCUUAAUUUAAUUUAAAAUUUCGAAAAAAAAAAAAACGAUUGCGAUACUCGUUUAUCGUCACAGAAAAAAAACAUACCAAGAAUUUGAAUAAUUGUUUAUAAAUAAAUGCGGAUUUAUUGCGAUUUAAUGCACAAAAAAAUUUAGACUAUCAAAGUUAUUAAAUAUAUCUUAGUCUCUUGUAAAUGCCGUAGUGUAAAAUAGAACGAUAGAAUAAUAUUUAAAACAAAAGAAUAAAAAAAGAAAAAUCAAUUAAUUUAAAUAAUUAAGGAGACUGCUAGCGAAUUUAUUUGGAACUUCUAUUUAUUGCAUCGUCUUGUUUUCAAAAUGAAACGAGAUAUGAAUGUAAUGUAUUUUAAUAACCCGAGUAAAAAAAAUUAUAUACAAUUAUAUUUAAAAAAUGGCCUGACAGAUAAAAUUAUAAGCUCGUGAAAAAUAAAUUAUAUAUGGCCACCUAUUAAAAUUAGUCAUAGAUAUCCACAUAGAGCAUAUAUGAUUCAUAUACAGAAAGUAUAUGAUUCAUUUAUAAAACGUAUAUGGAUCAUAUAUGAAGCGUAUAUUAUCAAUAUAUUGAACGUAUAUGAUUCGUACCCAUAGAGAAAUUUAUGGUAACCGUUCCUAGUACGUUUAUGAAAUAUCAUCCCAUACCGUUAUGGUAAUGAUUACUUAGAAUUAUGGGAUAUAGGCCCAUACUUUUUGGUAAAAGUUCCCAUAAGUAUGGGAACAAUUCCCAUCAUUAUGGUAACAGUUCCCAUAUCGCAUGUGAAAGAAUUACGGUAAUGAUUACCAUAAUAUAUGGUAACCAUUACCAUAUUAUUAUAGUUACCAUUACUAUAAAAUUAUGUUAACCAUUACCAUAACAUUAUGGUAACAAUCACCAUAUAUAUGGUAACCAUUGCCAUAUAUAUGGUAACCAUUACCAUAAUAUAUGGUAACCGUUAGCAUAUAUAUGGUAACCAUUACUAUAAUAUAUGGUAACCAUUAGCAUAUAUAUGGUAACUAUUAACAUAUAUAUGGUAACCAUUAGCACAUAUAUG
Molecule: messenger RNA, 3198 nt
Organism: Microplitis mediator
Lineage: Eukaryota; Metazoa; Arthropoda; Insecta; Hymenoptera; Braconidae
Gene: RSG7
Product: regulator of G-protein signaling 7
Exons: 11
Coding region: 238-1761 (507 amino acids)
Biological process (GO): intracellular signal transduction; regulation of G protein-coupled receptor signaling pathway; G protein-coupled receptor signaling pathway
Source: RefSeq, a predicted model, not a curated record